AUGGCAAGAGGCGAGGGGGGCAGCCCCCGCCGUGCAGUGGCUCCUGCCGUACUUUUAGUGCUUUGCUCAUGUAUCCACAAUGUGUCAUCCGAUGUCGGCAUAGAGGGUAUGAAGGCAAUCGUGGGAGACUCCGCUAGGGCCUCCCCGGAGAUGUCAAUGCCGGCCCCCUCUACUAGUCUGGCCUUCGUGGAGCAGCUGGCCUCUGUAAUUUCCUCUGUGGCACCCACUGUAGGCCAGUUUCUGUUCUCUUCAGGGGAUGGAUCAUCAGGUUCUUCCGACUUUUCCGGGGGUGGAGGCACCUUAGCUACGCUUUCUGACUUUGGACGCAAGGCUGCGGGAGCAUUCUCCACCACCCUAGCCUCAAACAAUGGCAGAGAGGCUGUUUGGGUUCCUCUACAUGAGCAUCUUGGUCUGCUUAGGGACUUCCUAGGUCUUUCAGGUGAUGAUAAGCGCGGGGUACGCAACGCCGCUUAUCUCCUCUUGGCGUCUCAGCUGCCUCUGCUCCAAUUUGCAGUGGAGAGGGAUGCAUGCAAGGAUCCAGAGGACGAUAGGAAGGCCCUGAAUGUCGUUACCAACUAUCCACCCACCAAAAAGAUGCUGGAGGCCUAUAUGGAGCAAAGGCCUGACAAGAAUUUGCAGGGUGCACCUGCGGACUUAGUGGAGCUGUAUUCAGAUUUUCGUGAGCAUCUCAAGGCAUUGCGGGGAGCGGGCGGGGGCCAGGUGCUCCCCGUCUCGAUUGUGGGGGGAUUGGACUCGUUAAGCAGAAAUACAGCGGAACUGGUGAAUGGUUAUCUAGCCACCGUUGCACGCUACUUAACAUAUGGUGACCGCUUUCAAAAGAAUAAGAGGGGCUUGUUGUUCUUCACUAGGCACGUGCUCCCUCGGGUCCUUCAGCUCUUUGCGUUACAGCUAGAUGCAUGCCGCUACGUCUGGAAUUUCUUGGAAGAAGUUUUCCCCGGUGGCAUGUAUGCACCUGUAUCCACUUCUCUCUCUGAGUUGCCGAGCUAUCCUGCACGACCUCUUGUGUUUGAUGAGGAAGACGGGGGGACCCUUAGAUUAAUGGCACAGAACUUGGGCUUCAGUCCUCCUCAGGCGCCGUAUGCGCACGCAAGAGCCCUCGUGCGGCGGAUACUGGCUCGAGUUCAGCUGCAGCUGAGCUCUCUUUAUGCACUCUCCAGAGGCUGCCUAGCGGGGACAUCUCUCUCCUUUCAAAGGGAAUAUGCUGAAGCACAAAACCGGAUUGAAUUGGGAGAGGUUCCUGCUAGCGCUUUUCUCAUACUUAAAGAAAAAAGUGAGCAGCCAAAAGCGAUUCAAGCCGCUGAUCAGACGCCAGAAGCCACAGCAGAGAAGAAGGAAAAGGCCAAUCCCAGACUCCGAGCACUCAAAAGGAAUGCCCCUAGAUCAGAUCCCAAGGUUGAAGAAAAAAACGCCAGUCAAUCUGCCGCCAAUGAGGUUUCUUCGGGAAUCGGGGCCCCUGUAGUCCCUGCUGAAUCGGGAGGAGGAGUGUCGGAAGGGCAGCAUCUGCAGUGCAGAGGAGGUUGCUGGCCUAGUUGGAUUACUACUCUUCAAGCCUCCAUAGACAUCUUGACUUAUGAAGCGAAAAUUGAGUGGGGUAUGCUUGGUUGGAAAGGGAAACGCGGAGACAUUGAUCAGCUCCUUUGGGCACAGCCCGGCUGUGGUACCGAACAAGGAAAGAGUGUAGCGCAUGGGCGUUCACCUCAAGCCCCUGCUCAAAAUUACC
This is a messenger RNA of Cyclospora cayetanensis, 1741 nucleotides long. RefSeq lists its product as uncharacterized. The annotation marks the transcript as partial. NCBI's taxonomy places the organism in Eukaryota, Apicomplexa, Conoidasida, Eucoccidiorida, Eimeriidae. The transcript is spliced from 3 exons. The record is from RefSeq and is a predicted model, not a curated record.